AUGCCCCCUACGCUCAGCUCUCUCCCCUUUCCCCAGCUCCUCCACCAGCACUCCACUGCCUCGCUCCGCGCCUCUCCCUCGCACCGUUCCUGCGAGCUGUGCACCCAGCCGGCCGCCCUCCGCUGCGACGCGGAUUCCGCGUUCCUCUGUGCGACGUGCGACGCGGCGGUGCACUCCGCGAACUUCAUCGUGCUUCGCCACUCGCGCCACCUUCUCUGCGCGCUCUGCAGCAGCCCCACCAGCUGGGAGGCGCCCUCGCCGUUCCAUCAACCCGCCGCUGUGCCCCAAACGCAGGUUCUGUGCGACUCGUGUCUGGCAGUCGGCGCUGUUAGCGGCAUUACCGGUAACGCGGUCUUCCACACCCCGUGCGCGAUGAGCGCGAGCAUGGCUGCGUCGCUUCUUCCCCUCCAUACAUACGCAGCCGCGCUCUCUAGCUCUGCGUUCGUCCCUUCGCCCCCGUCGAACGUCGCACCCGAAUCGCAGAUUCCCGCCAAGCGUUACAAGGCCAACACGGAAGAUCUUUUGGCGUUUUCCCAGUACCCGCCCCACGCAAAACUUUCGCAGAUGCCAUCUCAGCAGCAGCAACAGCAGCAGCAGCUCCCUUCGCUGCUACUCGCAGGAACAACCCUGUCGCAAAACAGCCUGGGUACAGCCAAUCAGGGACAGCACCAUUGCCCCUUAUCCGCCUCUUCCUCCUCCUCAUCGCCACCGGAGACCCUCCAGCUGUUCCCAACGGCAACACCGAGCGAAGUAGCGACAGAAAGUGGUGUUGUAACGCCUUCGUUAACUAACGGGACUCUUUCGCAACAGCAGCCCGCACUCGCCCAGGCUCGCGUGGUUGCCGACGCAGCGGGUGUCGUUCCGGAUCUAAACGAAUCCCUCUGUAACGAGAAUCAAACGGUACCUGACGCCUCCACGGGAAAGCGACAGCGGCAGGAAGAGCAGGUAGCGGGUCAGGCGCAGAACGUUCUGGGGGGAAGCUGUGCGAACGGGCAGGGUCGGAAUGUUCUUGGGCAGCUUGCAGCUGCCCGGCUAAAGCGCGUUCUUUCCUCCUGGUAUGCCAGGCUGGCGCUUCGUGGGCCGCACGUGUCCGAUCUGGCGUUUCACAUCUUUCAGAAGGUUCUGCGAAAGCUCCAGCCUGGCCGGGUGGCAGCCGACUCGCUGAGGGUGACGCUAGCGGCGUGCAUGUGGACGGCCGCUAAGCUAGACGACAACCAGAAGACGCUGCCUAGGGCGUCUGACGUGGCAGCGGUUGCCCGCGUGCCAGCAAAGCGCCUGCAGGCUGCUGAGCUGGAGGUUAUGAAGCUUGUGGAUUGGAGGCCCCUGGAAGGCAUAUUUGACAUGGUACCGGACGCGAAGCGACUCUUCUCAAUGGUGCGCGAGUCAAGCGAGCCGGCUCCGGUCAACAUCAAGCUCAACGCACAUGCCACCAUGUCCUUCCGCAUGAUGUGUGAGGCGUUCUGCAAGUGGGACGACGCUGCCCAGGUGGAGAAAUCUGCGCCCUUCUUCAAGGCGCUGGGCGGGCGGCACCUCAACUACGGCAUCGAUGGCAACGACUUCCCGGUGUUUCGAACGGGGUUCAUGAAGGCACUGAAGAAGGCGUUUGGGGAGCGGUGGCACGGGGAGCUGGAGGGCGCGUGGUGUGCCGCCUUUGACAUGCUGGAGGGGGUUGCUAGCACUGGCAUGGCGGAGGGUGGAGGGUUCAAGCGCAUGCCUGCCUUCAUGCUGGCGUGA
Molecule: messenger RNA, 1734 nt
Organism: Closterium sp. Naga37s-1
Lineage: Eukaryota; Viridiplantae; Streptophyta; Zygnematophyceae; Desmidiales; Closteriaceae
Source: the annotation of a GenBank genome assembly